This is a messenger RNA of Nasonia vitripennis (jewel wasp), 3748 nucleotides long. RefSeq names its product cytochrome P450 18a1 (gene Cyp18a1). Gene Ontology annotation, cellular component: cytoplasm; intracellular membrane-bounded organelle. Lineage: Eukaryota; Metazoa; Arthropoda; Insecta; Hymenoptera; Pteromalidae. The record is from RefSeq and is a predicted model, not a curated record. The coding region runs from base 427 to 2010 and encodes 527 amino acids. Gene Ontology annotation, molecular function: heme binding; iron ion binding; oxidoreductase activity, acting on paired donors, with incorporation or reduction of molecular oxygen, reduced flavin or flavoprotein as one donor, and incorporation of one atom of oxygen. The transcript has 5 exons. Gene Ontology annotation, biological process: xenobiotic metabolic process.
CCGCCGCCGGCUGAUGAGUCACUAUAUAAGACAGGCAAGGACAAGAAGGUGUAUGUUAGUACACACUAAAUCCUCUGGUAGCUCGCACGCGCCGGCUAUCCAUACCGAGAGAGUGAGAGAGCAGGCGAGGCGAGCACAACGCAGCAUCAGAGUUUACGCGUACUUUGUACACGCUACACAUCGUUGCUGCUCGUUGUUUUUUUUCCGUUCAUUUCUUCUCGUCUCCUCGGUGAGCAAGUGCGGCGCUUCUCUUGUCAAGCUCGCUCGAAGCUUUAGCGCCUAUGAGACGGAGCACACGAGUCGUCGCAGUUGACUCGAGACUUUGAAAAUCGGUAUCGCGCCAGGCAUCUCAGUGUCGCUACAAGUUCGAUCGUCUAUCGACGAGAUUGAGGAAAGAAAGCAGCACGGAUCGGCACAGUAGCUAAGAUGUUCGUCGAACACGGAAUCCAGUGGCUGUACGCGGCAAUCGGCGGCACUCGCGCCGACGCCUUCCACACCCUUCUGGUGUUCUUCGGGGUGCUGGUGGCGGUGCGGCUGGUGCAGUGGUACCGGCAGCUGCGCUCGUUGCCCCCGGGGCCCUGGGGUCUGCCGCUCUUCGGCUACCUGCCCUUCAUGAACGGCGUCGACAUGCACCUCCGCUUCGGUGAACUGGCCAAGAAGUACGGCUCGAUGUUCUCCGCGAGACUGGGCACCCAGCUGGUCGUCGUGCUCAGCGACUACAGGAUCAUCCGGGAGACCUUCAGACGCGAGGAGUUCACCGGCAGGCCCCACACCGAGUUUAUCAACAUACUGGGUGGAUACGGAAUCAUAAACUCCGAAGGCGCCCUGUGGAAAGACCAAAGAAGAUUCAUCCACGAGAAGUUACGCAACUUCGGUAUGACCUACAGAGGAACCGGCAAAAAAGUCAUGGAGUCGACGAUCAUGAAGGAAGUCGACCUUUUCAUCCGAGGCCUGGAGGUGAAGGAAGGCGCCCCGACCAGCGUCUCCUUCUCGCUCGGCAUGUCGAUCACGAACGUUAUCUGCUCGAUCAUCAUGGGCGUGCGGUUCAAGCACGGCGACAGCCGCUUCAAGCGCUUCAUGAGCCUGAUCGAGGAGGGCUUCAAGCUUUUCGGCCGGCUGAGCUUUGUCAACUACAUCCCCAUGUUCCGCUACCUUCCCUGGCUGCAAUCGGUGAAGACCAAGCUGAGCGCCAACCGCGAGGAGAUGGCCGACUUCUUCCAAGAGACCGUCGACCAGCACAAGGCCACCUUCGACGAGAACAACAUACGCGACCUCGUCGACACCUACUUGCUCGAGAUCGAGAAAGCCAAGGCCGAGGGCCGCGAGGACAAGCUCUUUCAAGGAAAGAAUCACGAUCGUCAGCUGCAGCAGAUCCUGGGAGAUCUGUUCUCCGCAGGUAUGGAGACCGUCAAGACGACCCUCGAGUGGGCCGUGAUCCUGAUGCUUCACCAUCCGGAAGCCGCCCGCGCCGUCCAGGAAGAGCUCGACCAGGUGGUCGGCAGACAGCGCAUGCCUUCCCUCGAGGACCUGCCCUUCCUACCGAUCACCGAGGCCACGAUCCUUGAAGUUCUCCGCAGGACGAGCAUCGUGCCGCUCGGCACCACCCACGCCACGACUCGCGAGGUCAAUCUGAACGGCUUCACGAUCCCAUCGGGCUCACAGGUGGUCCCCCUGCUGCACGCGGUUCAUAUGGACGAGGAGCUCUGGGAAGAGCCAGCCAAGUUCCAGCCGAGCCGCUUCCUCACAGCCGAGGGCAAGGUCCACAAGCCCGAGUACUUCAUGCCCUUCGGAGUCGGCAGGCGCAUGUGCCUCGGCGACGUACUCGCCCGCAUGGAGCUUUUCCUCUUCUUCUCGACUCUGCUGCACACGUUCGACUUCCGACUGCCCGAGGGCGCCUGUCUGCCCAGUCUCAAGGGUAACGCCGGCGUCACCGUCACCCCCGACCCCUUCAGGGUCUGCUUGAUCAGGAGGGAUAGGGACGUGCCGCUGAGGAGCGCCGGAUCCAAGUAGAAGAAUCGAUCUGAGCUCGCCCGUUUUUCUUUAGUUUCUCAAUGAGAAACGAGCGAGUUUAUGUUUUAAAAGUAAGCACGGUUGCCGUUCCUAUUUCGCUCCGAGCGAGCGAGACGAAAGCGCAGACUUAUUCUCUCGAGUGUGCGAGGUUUUUUUUUCUUUUCCGAUUUGCGUUUGGAUUGUAUACGACGAGAUAGCGGCGCGAUUGCUACAGUUUUUUUUUAAUUAUCUUGCGGUGAGCUUCGAAUUCUCAAGCUUGCCGAUUAUAUUGGACUGACCGGAGCUUUCGCGUCUGGCUUGGUGAGAAACAUACAAUUUUGAGUUGACAUGCGACAAUUGCGAACGAAAGAGAAAAACGGCCUGAAACGACAAUGUUCAAUGCAAAGCAAUGCAAAAGUGAAUUUCCGCCUAUAUCUCGCUCAGAAAUCUAUUAAGAUUAGGGAGCGAUCGAAGCCAUCAGUCAUUAAGCUUCGAGCUGCUUGAAACAAUUUUUUAGAAAGUAUAAUACGAAGAAGGCGAUAGGAAAAAAAUAUAAUAUCCAAAGUAGAGCGAGAGCGAGGUGAAAUUCACUUCGUUCAUGAGGGCGCGAUGCGCGCCGAGCUUCGAGGACGGAAUCUCCCUUAUUUUUUAGGGUCCUCGAUUGGAAAAACACGUGGAUUCCCUCCUCUUCCUCGGCCGCGACUUUAGAGUACAAAAAUAAAAAGAAGACAAGAAAAAAUCGAAGCCUCGGAAGGUUUGAAGAGCUCUGCAUGUGUUCUUAAGACCAAUUUUUUUUUUUUUUUUUGCAACCCGUGUCGAUUAUUCUUUGUAUAUGUUUGUUUGUUUUUAAUAUUAUAUAGAUAUAUCCCGCCGCCAUAAUAUUUAUUUAUGUAAAAAGACAACACCGCUUCGCGACAGCAGCUUUUUUAAUUUAUUCCCCACAGCCUAGCUAUAACCGACAGUUACCGGCAAUAGUUUUCUCUCUUUAUUGUUUAAUUAUCAUCACUAUUAUAAUCCAUGGUUUUUGACCGUUAUGUUGUAAUCUCGUUUAACUGCAACCCAACAGAAGAGUCCUUGUACUCUCGUCAAGCAUCAUAAUAUAUUACAUCAGUUUUGUUCAAAAAGAAAAGCAGAUUACAGAUCCGUAGAGAGAGCUGCACGCAGAGGGUGGCUUCGCCGUAGAGUUCCUUUUAUACUUGUAUGUACAUACGACCACUUAAUAUGCUAAUAUGCUAAUUGUAAGUGUCUAUUCUUUAGGAUAACGCGUGCCUGAAUUGUGAUUGCGAGCUUGUUUUAUACCUUGUGUAUCUGUGAAAAAGAGCUGUAUACGACUAUUAGUUAUUUAUAGUGACGUACAGAGGAGAGCGAGAAGAAAGAAAAAAAAGGAAAGAUCAAGCGAUUGUUUACCAAUAAGAUCGUCGUCGAUUUAUACAUUUACACGGACGAUUGUCGACGCGCGAUCGUUAUAGCUCAGCUUGCAAUAGAAGCGUUCUAUGGAUUUUUCUAGUCCAUGAUCUUUUCUCAAACUUGUUGUUGAUUUUUUUCUUUCUUUUUUCUCUCUUCCUUCGAUUCGAAUGCUGAUGAGUGCACGCAUGUGUGAGUCCGUUUAUGAUGUGCGAUCGUCAGAUCGAGCCGAAUGCCGCCGCACUGUGUUCACCUGUCGACCGCGAAUUCAUGUGUCGUAAGCCGUACGAUUUAAUAUUGAAACAUCUUUUUUUACAAAAUGACAAAAUAAUAAUAAAAAUUACUUAUUGAAAAA